UGAAAACUGCCUUCCAUUGCAUUUCCCCACCAGCGGACUAACCAGGCCCCUCGCAGCCGAUACACGGUGGCCCCGAGCCGGGCUGAUUCCCACCGCAGACCCGGCAGGUGUGACGGCGGUGGUUCACCGGAGAACGGCGGGCGGACAGAGCGCUUGUGGAUGCUGGAUUUACGGACUGCUCCGCGGGGAAAGCCCGAGAUGUGAUGAAAUCCUAAUCAAAGUGCGACACACACAAGUCCGUGCACAUCAUAAACGGGCCUGCCUUGCAUUGCAACUUUGCGUUUUCGCCUCUCUGCAGGGGCUAAAGGCAGAUAAUCGGAGGUGAGGCUGGUGAAAUUAUUGUCUGGGGGAGGGUGACGCGCACUUCACAACAGCCCCUGCGCUGUCAGACGAGGAAGUGAGGCUUCACACACGCCCAUUUCAGCCUGUCGACCCUGCUCAAAAAGCCCGGACCCGUUCAUCAGAUAACAGCAACAGACUUUCCAAACAUGCGUCCACUUUCGGAUGGACGACACCGGGGAUAAGCUGCAGGACGACGCCGAUUUCAGGGGUGUGCUAAAGUGCUGAAGGAUGGACAGGGAGCUGGUUCGACAGAGCCAAUCAGAACACGGAGAGGCCACCAAUGGAACCAGCCCUCAGACCUCCACCGCCACGCCCGACCCCUCCACCCCCACAACCCCCACCCCUCCUCGGCUCACCCCAAACCCCAUGCUCCUGGACUCCCCCGCGCCCAUGCUGACGCCCACCACCUCCUCCCCGCCUCCCCCUCUCACCCCUGCUCCCUCUGUCUCCGCAGCUCCGAAGCUGGCGGCGGCAACAGCCGGCGCUCCGUCUCCCCACAUCCUCGUACCGGCUCCGCCUAAACUCACCUCCACUGCCACCCCCGCCCUCCGCACGUACUCUCGCCCAAUCCUUCCCUCCCCGACGGGCAUCUCCAAGACAUCUCCCACCACACAAACCUCCACCUCUCUUCUCCCUCCUUCUUCAUCCUCCUCCUCCUCCUCCCCUAUUUCUUCUUCUACUGUUGUAGCCAGCACCACCUCGCCCCUCCUCUCCUCUUCUUCUUCUUCUUCUGCAACGCACAGCAGCAACACCAUAUCAACCAAGACCUCCACCAGCCUGACCAACGGGAACACAAGGCCUGUAUCAACGCCGACCUCCACACCAAUCACGCCCUUUCACACGCCAGCCAGUCCACCUGGCAGACAGGUAUCACAGGCUCAUCCUGUGGGCACACCUGGUCUUGCGCGAGCCAAUCAGAACCUCUCCCCUGUCAGGCAGAGGGUAUCCCAGCAGACAUUGCUCCUAGGCAAAGGUCUCAAAGGGUCUGGCCAAGACCAGGUGCUGCUGAGAGCUCAGAUGCUCCAGAGUCUCACCCUGAGGCCCCCUCCCCCCGGGGCCCUCACCAUCCCCCCCUCCCUCCGCCUCAAGCCCCCCUCCUCAGCCCCGCCUCCCCUCUCUCGCCCCCACGCCCCCCUCUUCCCCCCUCUCAGGCCGCGACCGCAGCCCAGCACCACGGCAACAGAGAGCCCGACCACGCCCAGCCGCCACCUCUCCGUCCCGCCUCCAACUCUUUACUCUCCAGUUCGAGCCGUCCCUCUGAGACCCAGACUUCACUCUCCAAACGGUCACCGAGCGGCGUCGCCAAGGCAAACCUCAACCCUCCAGCCGAUCGCUGCUGCUCCCGCCGGCCGCGCCUCUCCCAUCAGCAGGCCGCUGGCCGGACUGAAGAGCUGCCCGUUGACUCAAACUAUGCUCGGGCCUGGCCAAUCACAGCACGGCUCAUUAUCUGUGACCAACCCCAUGUCUGUUUCCUCCCAUCUCGAGCGGCCGCCUUCUGCAGCGAGGCAGCUGCAGAUCAUCGCCCUUUCCUCUGGCCGCCAGCCGCAAACUGGCACGUACGCCCACGCCGUGCAGUCGGCGCCCCCCGUGGUAGAGUCGCCUGAGCUGUCCGGCCAAUCAAAGAGGACGUCGAGCAGUGAAGACUUGCUUCCUCUUCCUCUGAACCCCACAUUGCCAAAAACCACCUCUCCCAUGCCCUCACCCCCAUCUCUCCUGAGUCCAGCGUCUCCUCCGAGUCAGCCUGGUCCUCCAACGCAAACUCUGACGCCGAAAGGAGACGUGAAGGAGAGCGAGGAGCAGCGGGAGAGAGGACGAGGGGUAAGACCAGGAGUCAGAGAAGAGGGGAGUGAGGGUAAGGACCUGAAGGUGGAGAAAGAUGACCAAAGAGAGAAAGUGGAGGAGGAGAAACAGAGGCUUUCACCUGAGAGGGGAGGAAGCCUCGUCAGUCAGAAGGAACAGGAAGUGGAAACAGUCAGAGAGGAAGAACAGAUGGAAGUGACAGAGGAAGGCCAGAGCGACAGAGAGAGGGCAGAAAGAGUCGAGGAGAAAAAGAUGGAGGAGGAAGAGCAAGGAGAGGCCGCUAUGGACCAGUCUGAGAACCUGACUAGUCAGAUUCUCCGUCAGUACCAGAACACGGACCCUAUCCCAACGCCUGAUAGCGUUAAAGACUCCAGCGUGGAGCCAAAACCCACCCUGGGUCUCAUUUCAGCUCCGGUUCCAGUCCAAACCCCAGCACCAGUACCAGUACCAGCUCCAGUCCCGGAGGUCUCUGUCCAAAGUCAGAGGCUACCAGAGCCUCAUCGGGACCUCCAGCCGGUCAGCCAGGAGGACUUCUGUGAAAGCAUGUCAACACAGUCUGACAACCAGUCAGCGCUGUCCAGCCUCUCCUCUCAGUCUCCACCCUCAUCGCCCUUCAUCCCCCCCUCGGCAGAAAACCCUCCUCCCCUCCUCCCCGCUCAGACCGCCCACCCGACCGACCUCAGCCUAUCACAGCACGAGACGGAGAAGGUCGACAAAGUGGUCGCAGGCGAGUCGCAGCACCUUGCUGAGGCCGAAACCGAGACGGAGCCCCCCGGCCAAUCGGAGGACGAAUCAGAGAGCUUUAACCAAUCGCUGAACUGCCCCUGGGAGCCGAGGGCGUGGCCCGAGGGACGACAGGUUCUGACUCACCUGGUGGAGGGAUUUGUCAUCCAGGAGGGGCUCCAACCGUUUCCUGUGAACCGCUCGUCCCUGCUGGUUCCAGAGCAGGUGACCAAGCCACAGGAAGUGAACGGGACCAAUGGGAAAGCAGCGUUACCUGUGACGGACACGGUAAAAGAAGCCGAGGUCUCCACUGACUCGGAGCAGGACGAGGCAGGAGACACAGACGACCCCGGCAACAGGUCGGCCCACCGCGACAGGACAGUGCUGCACUGCCAGUUCUGCGGGAAGAGAGGCCACGCGCACAACUUCAUGCGGUCCAAGCGCUUCUGCUCCACUUCCUGUGCACGCGGGUUCAACGUUCGUCUGACGAAGCGUCUGCGGGCCCUGAGCGCGGGCAGUCGGUCGGAGAGGCCCCGCCCAGCUCUGAACAGGGCGGAGUCAGUUCCUGGAAAACCUCUGUUGCUGCGACUGCCUCGUGAUCUCUGGAGCGCCGGCCGGCGAGAGAAGGAGGGGAAGGAGAAGGCAGCGGCAGAAGAGGAGGAGGAGGAGGAGGAGGAGGACAUGGAGGGAGGAGGGGAGGAGGAAGACGAUGAUGGUGAGGAGGAGGAUCCUGCUGUCGCCAUGACGGCCAGGAUGGAGCGUCGGGCGGCACGGAGAGCGAGGAGGGCGUCUGCACCCGCCUUGACCACCUCCACGCCCACAACCACGUUCAAACCCGCCCCCUCCCAGUGGAGCGUGGAGGAAGUAACCGCCUUCAUCCACACGCUGCCAGGCUGCAGCGACGUGGCGGAGGCUUUCCGGCUGCAGGAGAUCGACGGCCAGGCUCUGCUGCUGCUGACCGAGGACCACCUGAUGACCAGCAUGAACAUCAAACUGGGGCCGGCUCUCAAGAUCUGCGCUCACAUCAACUCACUGAAAAACCAAUGAGAGCAAAAAGAGAGAGAAAAAAGCGAGAGGGUCAGGGCAUGAUGUGGAAGGAAAACAGGCAAUAAAGAUGUGGGGAAAAAGGAGAAGAGACAGGAGAAUUUUUGUGGUUCCGGAAGAAACAAAAGCUGACACCAAGGAUGACAGAACAAAGUCACAAAAAGAGAUUUGUGGUAAUUUAUGAGAUUAUAAAUCGAGGUGUGGCCUUAGACGGGAACAGAGGAGGUCUGCAGAAGCGUGGAGAAACCAGAUUCCAGAAGAAAUUUCAUCCGUUUUGGGCCGUCUGACUGUAGCAGGAGACCAGGCGCCAUUUUUUGUAACUUUGUGUACAUUUUACAUGCCGCUGGAGAGUGUAAAUUUGAAGCUAUUUCAUGAAGGAUUUUGAACAUUUAAUAUAUAAAAUUUGUCUAUUUAGUUUUUUUAGAACGUGACGUCAAUGACAAAUCUAUCCAGUAGCUAACAUAACCGGUGUGUAAAAUAAUAAUAAUAAUGAUACGUAGACUUUGUAAGUGAUUAAUGAAAGUUUAAUGUUUUAUAUCACUAUAUUCUGGACAAAAACAUGUCUGUGGAUUAAAAAAAGUCACUAUCAGGGUAGAGGCUGGUGUCUUUAAUCGUCACAUUUUUAUGGUAUCCUGCUUGAAAUUAUUUAAUAAAUGAAUA
This is a messenger RNA of Chelmon rostratus (copperband butterflyfish), 4569 nucleotides long. It is a transcript of the gene phc3b, whose product is annotated as polyhomeotic-like protein 3. Gene Ontology annotation, cellular component: PRC1 complex; nucleus. NCBI's taxonomy places the organism in Eukaryota, Metazoa, Chordata, Actinopteri, Chaetodontiformes, Chaetodontidae. Bases 571 to 3912 code for a protein of 1113 amino acids. Gene Ontology annotation, molecular function: protein binding; zinc ion binding. The transcript is spliced from 11 exons. The record is from RefSeq and is a predicted model, not a curated record.